This is a messenger RNA of Pichia membranifaciens NRRL Y-2026, 1390 nucleotides long. RefSeq lists its product as hypothetical. NCBI's taxonomy places the organism in Eukaryota, Fungi, Ascomycota, Pichiomycetes, Pichiales, Pichiaceae. The record is from RefSeq and is a predicted model, not a curated record. The transcript has a single exon. The coding region runs from base 18 to 1364 and encodes 448 amino acids.
CCGUGUGCGAUACAUGCAUGAAAAGUAGUUACAACUGCUUCUGGAGAGAACCUGGGACCAGGUUUACCGACUAUAAGGUCAAGCUGAUACGUAGCAGCAGUCCGGCGGGUACGAUUCUACAGCCAAACCCGUUAUCGAGUGACAACAUCUUGUCUACACAGUACCAUAUUUCCGAUGAGGAGAACGAUGAUCCAAUGCUGGCCAACAAUUGGACAGAGGAUGACAGUAACCUGCUUGAAGAGGAUUCCUUGAUCACAGUUGCGCAGAAAGCAGUAUCCAUCACUAACGCAUAUAUGAACUCUAAAGAGGUUCAGCCGGUGCCCAAUGAGGAGGAAGUGGACAGAAUAAAAGUAAAGCAGGAGGAUCUGGAGGCCGCCCUAGAUGGAUCCAAAGAUGGACACCCUCGCAAUGUGGACAAAACAAAGGAAAAUGAAAGAGGAGAGCAAGAACACGAGAACGACGAAGAGGAGAACAACGAUUCUGAGGAUGAGCAGAGUGUAGCCUCUCGUCACAAAAAAGACGAUGAUUCAGAAGAAGAAGAGGAUAACGGAAGCAGCAAUGGAAAUAACAACGGAACUUCGAACGUUUCGAGUGAGGAUUCUUCUGGCAAGGACACCCAUAACGACGAAAGUACCAAUUCUGAUGAUGGCGAUGGAUCAUCUCAACACAGAAAUACAGCUAUCGAUUCAACACAAGAUCUCGAUACCUUGAAGCUCCUUAAAUUCAAAACUUUACUAGAUAUUGACCAAACAGAUAACCUCAUAAUCAACGAGGGAACUUUGAUCAACAUGCCAUCAAAAAAAACUACAAAUAGGGGUUCAAACUGGUAUACGAGGUUUUUGAGCUCCACUCCCGAUACCUUUGAUGAUGACUCAGGCAGUGCAAAGCGACCAUUAUCUUCAGCUAUCGCUAACGAAACGUCAGCUUCGUUAGAAUCACUAAACAACCAUCAGAACAUAGAUUUGCUUUCUCCUGCAUACUUUUUGUCUCAUAUAACCAACCAAAGGCUGCAGCAGAGAAGCCAGACUCCUACGGUGCAACCCCCAUUUAAUGAUAAGGAAGCUGAGCACGAAUAUUUGCUGAACCCCACAGAAACUCAAUCAAAAGCACUUGUUACUGCACGCAGAAUGCAGAAAAAAUAUCACAGCACUUCCCGUCAGUCAGCCAGUAAAAAGAAAAACAUGAAGAAGAUUAGCAAAGAGAUGGGUGCCAAGCUGUUGCUUGAUGCGAUAUCGAAGUCGAGGAAGACCUACGAUAGAUGCAAAUUAUACCAAGACGGUCGUAGAAAGCUUCAAUCAAAUAAAACCCAUGUGAACUUAUCCGAGUUACCGUCUUACAUCACACAGUUUAUGAAACAAUCAUAGCUAUCUUCUUCUUGACCUGCCCCCUA